AUGGGUAAAUCAAAACUUGCACCAUCAAGAGGGAAUUCUAUCCCAAGGCUAGAGCUUUGUGGAGCUGUUUUGGCAACAGAAGUUGCAGAAUUUGUGCUAGAACAUUUAACCAUAGCUGCAAAGAUCAGAUUUUUUGUGGACAGCAAAGUAGUUCUAGGAUACAUAAACAACAGAUGCAGGCGGUUUUACACCUACGUUGCUAACAGAGUUGAAUGCAUCAAACAGUCGACAAGUCCUGCCCAGUGGAGCUAUGUGCCGACCAAUCUAAAUCCAGCAGAUUGUGGUACUAGAGGAGUUGCUGCUGAAAAUCUGAUGUCAAGCUCCUGGCUUGUGGGACCACUUUUCUCCGGAAGUGCGGAAAAUAAGGUGCCAUAUUGCUUAGUGAACCCUGAUGAAAACAAAGAAGUGAGACCAGAGGUGACGACUAUGGCAACAAAUGUUACAGAGAAGACUAAACUUGGCACUGCAAGAUUCUCAAGGUUUUCAUCAUGGACCCGUCUUUUGAUAGCACUUUCCUGCAUAAAGCACAUUGCCAAUAGUUUCCUCUCCCGUGAAAACAAGUCAGACUGUACUGGAUGGCAUGUGUGUUCCAAUUCACAGGACGUUUCUCACCACAGACAAGCUGCAGUGAUUAUCUUGAGCGAGGUACAGAAAGAACAUUACGCAGAUGAGUAUACGUCAUUGGAGAGGGGGAGACAACUUCACCCAAGCAGUCCAAUUGGCAACUUAUCUCCGUUCCUUGAUGAGCAAAAGGUCAUGCGAGUAGGAGGGCGACUGAAGUUCGCUGAUUUGCCCCAUAUAGAGAAGCACCCGGUCAUUCUCCCCGGAAGUCAUCAUGUAGCAUGCCUACUGGUUGAACAUGUCCACAGAAAGGUACGUCAUCAGGGACGCCACUUCACUGAGGGUGCUGUACGUGCUGCUGGAUAUUGGAUUGUAGGAGGGAAAAGGCUUAUUUCCUCAGUAAUUCAUCAUUGCAUCACAUGCCGUAAACUACGUGGAUCGUUUGAGAUCCAGAAAAUGGCAGACCUGCCUAGAGACCGUCUAACCAUUGCACCCCCCUUUUCCUAUGUUGGUGUUGACACCUUUGGCCCAUGGCAAGUUAUCAGCAGGAAAACUCGUUCUAGUCAAGCAUCCAGCAAACGAUGGGCCAUCAUUUUCACAUGUUUAGCAGUGAGAGCCAUUCACAUUAAAGUUGUGGAUGAAUUAUCAUCAUCAGCAUUUACGAAUGCAUUGCGUCGCUUUAUUGCUAUUCGUGGACCUGUCAAGGAAUUCCGGUCAGAUCGGGGCACCAAUUUCACAGGAGCAAUAGACCUUCUUGAGAUAAACUCAAUGAGUGUGGAGCAAAAAGCCUUCCGCAAGUUCUUGAAUGAUAGUGAGAUCAUUUGGCGCUUCAACCCACCACAUAGCUCUCAUUUCGGAGGUAUCUGGGAGCGCAUGAUUGGUGUUUCCAGUAGAAUUCUUAAGCAAAUGCUCAUGAACGUGCCACAUUUAACACACGAUGUGUUAGUCACAUUCAUGGCCGAAGUAUGUGCGAUUGUGAAUUCCCGCCCUAUUACACCUGUGUCCAGCGACCCGGAGAAUCCUGAAAUCCUCACUCCAGCCAUUCUACUUACACAAAAGUCAGGUUCCGUAACAUAUUGUGCAGCAGAGCCUGGGACCUUGGAUACCAAAGACAUGUACCGGCAGCAGUGGAGGCAAGUGCGACAUCUAUCUGAGACAUUUUGGGCCCGAUGGAAAAAGGAGUAUCUUCCCACUCUGCAAAAACGUCAUAAGUGGACCCAUGAGAGUGAAAGUGUCUCCGUGGGAGAUGUCGUGCUGUUAAAAGAAAAGCUGAAACAUCGUACCGAAUGGCCAAUUGGAAGAGUGCUGGAAGUCUUCCCGAGUGAGGAUGGGAAGAGUACGAUCCGUGUAGUUACGCGUCACCGGUGA
Dreissena polymorpha is the source of this 1929-nucleotide messenger RNA. RefSeq lists its product as uncharacterized. The transcript has a single exon. Bases 1 to 1929 code for a protein of 642 amino acids. Lineage: Eukaryota; Metazoa; Mollusca; Bivalvia; Myida; Dreissenidae. The record is from RefSeq and is a predicted model, not a curated record. Gene Ontology annotation, biological process: DNA integration. Gene Ontology annotation, molecular function: nucleic acid binding.